GCUCAGGGGGCAGCGGAUGCUGCGGAGCUCCCGUGCCACGGGCAGCAGGUUGGCUCCUGGGCGGAGUGGCAGCACAGGGAGGUCCCCAGCGCUGUCCCCAUCGCCGCCCCCAUCCCUGUUCCCGCAGAGCUGCCUCAGCAGGCAGCAGCUCCUGGCUGCCAUCCGGCAGAUGCAGCAGCUGCUGAAGGGGCAGGAGACGCGCUUCUCCGAGGGGCUGCGCGCCGUGAGGAGCCGCCUCAGCACCAUCCACGCCUCCCUGGCCAAGGCCGCGCCGGAGCCGCCCGCCGCCUCCUGUCCUGCCCUCCAAGCCCCUGCGGAUGGGAGGAAGUUCGGCAGCAAAUAUUUGGUGGAUCACGAGGUUCACUUCGCCUGCGAUCCAGGCUUCCAGCUCCUGGGCUCCAGCACACGGAUGUGCCAGGCCAACGGCAGCUGGACAGGCCAGGAGCCCCACUGUGCAGAGAUCAGCCACUGCUCGAGCAGCCCCUGCCAGAACGGCGGGACGUGCCUGGAGGGGCUCAGCCACUUCAAAUGCCUCUGUCCCCCGCAGUGGACCGGGACCACCUGCCAGUACCAGGCUCAGACCGCUCCUCCCACGUGGAGCGUGACGGACGACCCGGCGUUCAGCCGGCAGCCCCGCUGCGCCCAGAUCGCCCAGACCCAGCAGUGCAGCUGCGAUCCCGGCUUCCACAUGAGCGGCACGGCUUCCAACGGGAUCUGCCAGGACCUCAACGAGUGCGAGGUGUACCAGCAGGAAGGGGGACCCCGGCUCUGCGCCCAUGCCUGUGUCAACAUUCCCGGCUCCUUCCGCUGCUCCUGCCCCGCCGGAUACGUCCUGCUGGGCGACGGCAAGAGCUGCGAAGAUGUUGAUGAGUGUUCCUUAUCCCAGGAUAACUGCACGAGCGGGAGCACCUGCAUCAACACUGGCGGGGGAUUCCAGUGUGUCACGCCCCAGUGUCCCCCGGCCGCCGGCAACGUCUCCUACGUCAAAACCUCCCCCUUCCAGUGCGAGCGCAACCCGUGCCCCAUGGAGAGCCGCUCGUGCCACCAGGCUCCCAAAACCAUCUCCUUCCACUACCUCCCGCUUCCCUCCAAGCUCCAGACUCCGGCGCCGCUGUUCCGCAUGGCCACGGCGGCGGCUCCCGGCCGGCCGGGACCCGACAGCCUCCGCUUCGGCAUCGCGGGCGGGAACAACCGCGGGCACUUCGUGGUGCAGCGCUCGGACCGGCACACCGGGGAGCUGAUCCUGGUGCAGAGCCUGCAGGGGCCCCGCACCAUCCACGUGGACGUGGAUAUGGCCGAGUACCUGGACCGCGUGUUCCAGGCCAAGCACCUGUCCAAAAUCACCAUCUUCGUCUCGCCCUACGCGUUCUAGGGGUGCCUCCUGCUCCCUGCUCAGCAUCCCGCGGCUCCUGGGGCAAUCCCAGGCCGGAGCUGCUCCGCAGCCAGCCCGCCUCCCCUCUGUCCCCAGGUUCUUCUUCCCGUGUGGAUUUACACCUGCCGAGGUAGAUUUACACCACCCAGUGAGGUGGAACGGCAGCGGGAAGCCCCGUGCUCACCCCUAGCUCCAGAGGGACGAUGUCCUACCACAGCAGAUGGAAACCACAGCCCCGAUUCCCCUUGAAUUCCCGUUUUUCCCUUUUGGAAGCAGUGAAGCUGAGCGUGCAGGAGGAGGGAGGCUCACGGCCUUCCCUGCACUCCUCCCUUGCUUGCCUGGAGUCCUGCUCCCUAAAAACACACUUCCACUUCCCUUUGGAUGCUGAGAAUCCCCCAGCAGCCUGUGGGGAUUGAGGUCUGGUGCUUUAAUUCCUUGGGAUUGAUCAGGGCUGGAAAACUCCAUGAACAUCCCCCUGGGUGCCCUCCUUAGCAAGCAGGGCAAAGGAGGAAUCCCAGGGCUAUCCCUGCUCCUUAAACCUCCCAAAGGGGGAUCCCCCAUGGAUCCUCCUCGCAACGGAGCUUCAGCUGCAUGUGGAGGUGGGAAUAUUCCCUGCUCCAUCAGUCAGAGCCUCCAUCCCAGCGUAGGAAUGCUGGGAAGAGCUGGGAUUCAGCUUUUCCCAGGGGGAUGCACCCUCCUGCUUGUGCAUGUUCUGCUGGAUUUAGUACAAUUAAAGGAUGACGUAAAGGA
This is a messenger RNA of Corvus hawaiiensis (hawaiian crow), 2122 nucleotides long. It is a transcript of the gene FBLN7, whose product is annotated as fibulin 7. Lineage: Eukaryota; Metazoa; Chordata; Aves; Passeriformes; Corvidae. The transcript has 7 exons. The record is from RefSeq and is a predicted model, not a curated record. The coding region runs from base 17 to 1372 and encodes 451 amino acids. Gene Ontology annotation, molecular function: calcium ion binding.